UCAGCAACGAAUCAUCCAUCAUCGGGAUCGAACUGUCCAUCAAAAAAUCACAAAAACUUUGUGCGAAGUUUGCAUUCCGAUUUAUCUUUUUCACGUGUGAAUCGUUAAUAGUUGCUAUUUAUCCAAAAAGGUAGAAGAAAGAAAUUAGAUAAAAGUAUCGCAUUCAAUACAAUAGUUCGAAAGGUUUGCUUGUUCCAAAAAUAUUCGUGGGAAGAUGCCUGCCAAAGAGCGAAACAUUGCCAUGAUGGGCUACCGAUCUGUAGGAAAAUCUUCACUCAGUAUUCAGUUCGUCGAGGGACAAUUUGUUGACUCGUAUGAUCCAACCAUUGAAAACACGUUCACCAAAAUCACGCGCGUUAAUUCGACCGACUACGAAGUGAAACUGGUUGAUACCGCCGGUCAAGAUGAGUACAGCAUAUUCCCCGCCCAGUACAGCAUGGAUUUCCAUGGGUACGUGCUGGUUUACUCAAUCACCAGCCAGAAGUCGUUCGAGGUUAUUCAGAUUAUUUACGAAAAGCUGCUAGACGUUAUGGGAAAGGCCUACGUCCCGGUGGUACUGGUUGGAAAUAAAACCGAUUUGCACCAGGAGCGAGCCGUCUCAACCGAAGAAGGUAGAAAGCUAGCGGAAUGCUGGAAAGCACAGUUUCUGGAAACCUCUGCUAAACAAAACGAGUCUGUAGCGGAUAUCUUCCAUCUGCUGUUACAGCAGAUCGAGCGCGACAACGGCAACACAGGCGAGAAGAGCAGCUGUACGAUUUCCUGAAUAACAGGUGAGCAAGCCAUGCAAAUCACACCAGUACUUCUUUUCCCAAGCCCAGUCGCAGUAGCCUGAAUUAUGUAAUCCCCUUCCUGGUUGUUCGGUUCCAGCGCAAAAAGCUAGGUCGUCGCAUCCGGGGCAAAACACCUGGAUAAAGAGCAUAUUCUGGGGCUGUCGCCUAGGAGUAGAACAAAUUAAGCUAAACUAACAAUUGGCAAUUGUGCAGUAAGCAAUGUUUUCAGAUUGAAUCGAAGAUUUUUUUGUUGAAGUUUUAAUUUAUCAAAUAUUGGAAUUUUAUCUGUUGAUAAAUGUUAUAUCAGUUGGGAUGCGAUCGGAAGCUUCUAACCGAGGCGAGAGAAUGGAACAAUCAGUUGCACACAAACUCACAAACCUACAUAAUUGAAAUAACUCUCAGAACGUACAAGUUGUAUCAUACCGUAAUUUUUUAGUUUAAUAUAUGGAAAAUAAUAUCAUGAUGAGAGAAGUUCGGAACGAGGUAUGCGAAAUGUUUUAUAUGGGUGUUUCCGCAAGGCAUAGUCGCGAUGAGUUUUUGGGAAAUUAGGACUAACAAUUGUGUAAAAAAUCUACUGAAAAUAUAUUUUAAAAGAAUUUUACCACCCUGAACCUAUUACAAUGCGGUCGAGCGACAUUCGUGUUAUCAAUUAAGCGAAAGAAACAAAAAAAUAAAAAAAAUUAGGAUUACUUUGCACUGUGGAAAGUAUGACGUACGAAAGAGUAGUACAUUUAUAGAUAGGAUUUACCAAUAGGCAAACGUAAUUAUAAGCACCAGCUACGAAGCCUGGGCGAACGUACUACACACUCGUGGACAUGUGAGAACCAGACCAGGCUCGAUGUAAGAAAACUAAUCCGGAAAAAUCUAUCGCUCACGAGUUAUCACGUGACACAGCUUAGGCCAGAACAAGGAAUAUGCAACCAUGAAUUUGUUUUCAAAUGAUCCGUUCAGAAUGAUCCGUUAAACAAAAGUUGAUUUGAGUGAAAAUUUUGCAUUCAUGACGAUUAGAACUUCAGAGAAAUAUCUUGUGCGCUACAAUAAUUUCCUAAUUAUAAAGCUCGUCAGAAAGGUCAAAAGUAGCACAAGUAAGUUCUUCUAUUUUCUUCAGUUUACGUUUUUGAAUUCCGCUGUUUUUGCAUUGCUUUGAAUUGGUUUGAAUAAUUUAUUUAUUUGUUACCAUUGAUUUGGUCUAUUGUAGUGAGGGAAUUUCAAUCUUAAACAUAUUUCAUGCAGAUAGAAUAAAUCCGAUUGGAGCAAAUUUUCAAUAAAUUUCCUCCCUUUUUAAUGUAUAACUAUUAUAUAUGCAUAAAUUAAAAUGUUCUUCUGCACAACUCAUAAUAUGCAGUGCAUGACGCUUUAUUUCGUCCGAUAGGUAAAGGUAAUUAAAUUCGAAAACGUUCUGACGCACUAUUCGAAUUAAACAAAUGGUGGCAUAUGAAGAUGAAUUCCAAAGGUGUACAUACUGGUUGACAUUUUUAUUUUCGCGCCUUCUAUCGACAGAAUUCUGCAGAAUUCUUUCUAAUGAAACAGUAGAUGCAUAUUUAAUACUUCUGGUUGACCGAUGAUUACAAAGUAACUGGGCGAUAGAUUUUUCAAGAAAAUGUUUUAGCUGUUACGUCCGUGUUUUGACCUUUUGGUUUGUUUGAUUCGAUCUUACAGUCACUCUCAAAAUUGAGCGUACAGCAAGGAUUAGAUGAAUAUAUUCGAAAAUUCCAAAGGAAAUUUAAUUGUUGCCUCGGUUGUUUUUAAUGCAUUUCAAUAUUCAUCCCUUCCUUCAAUGUAUGCGCACCUAAAAUGGUUGAAAUUUUUUCUCUAAAGUUCAUUUAUUUGAAAAUAAUCUCAAAAGACGCCUAUUAUAUGUGACAAAAUUGAGCGUACAGCGAAUGUUUUUCUAUAAAAUUUCUUAUUAUAAAAGCGAUUAAUGUCAUUUAAUGUUAUUUUUUCAUGAUUAUAUUUAUAAUAAUAAAUAUCCGCUACUUAAACAUUCAAUGUUUUUGAAUUAAACCAUAUUUUGGUCAAAAUGGCGAACAAUUAAGAUGUAUAAACAAUGCUAUUUAACAAUUCAAUGCUGCUGGGCAAAAUAGAUGCUUUAAGAUAUGGAUUUCACCGGCAUCGUGUCUUAUAUAUGAUAGAUAAUCGAAAUCGAGCGAGACAUAUGAUAAAUUUAGGAAAAAUCAGUCGGUAAAUGAUGAAAACAGAUGUAAACAUACAGAGAAAACGACAAAUGUUGAGAAUGGCAUAUUUCAAAUUAAGUAUAACUUUAUUUAAAAGUCGAUGUAUAGGUAGCUUAUAAGCUCAGGACACUCAUUAUUAAUAAUAAUAAUAGAAGAGCAGCACACGGAUACAUUAUAAGAUGUCAUUUUAUAUUUGAAGACUCAGUAAUAGUAGGGACAAAUUUGGUCGAAUCAUUUAAAUUCACCAAGAUAUCAUUAAAUAAGCUGCCGAACUCUUAAGAAAGCUUAUUUUUACUCGCCACAUGGAAAUCAUCCCAUUGUAUCCCUUAUGGUAACAGAUCGUGGAGUUUAAUCCAAAAUUAUUUAUGAAAUUACGAUUUUAAGCUAUAUUUUCAAUAUUCAAUCAGAAGUGCUCUAUGGGGUUGAAAAGCUGAUUUUAUGUUCGGUACCUUAACAUGCACCUUGUACUUUUAGAAUUCGACUGUGAAUGAUUGGAUUCAAUAAUACUACUCUUAAUGAUAGACCUGAGACAAUAAUCGAGCUUUAAAACAAAUUUAAGUUAAAGACAUACUAAAUUUGAAAUAUGUCAUUCCUAACAUUUAUCGUUUUCUCUGUAUGUUUACAUCUGUUUUUAUCAUUUACCGACUGAAUUUUCCCAAAGUAAACGUAUGUCUUGCUCGAUUUCGAUUUUCUAUCAUAUAUAAGAUACGAUGCCGUUGAAACAUACAAAUUAAAGCAUCUAUUUUGCCCAGCAGUAUUGAAUUGUUAAAUAGCAAUGUUUUUACCUCUCACUUGUUCGUCAUUUUGACCAAAACAUGGUUUAAUUUCAAAACAUUGAAUGUUUAAAUAGCGGAUGUUUAUUAUUAUAAAUAUAAUCAUGAAAAAACAAUAUUAAAAUACAUUAAUCAUGUUUAUAAUAAGAAAUUUUAUAGAAAAAAAAUCACUGUACGCUCAAUUUUGUCACAUCUAAUAGGCGUAUUUUGAAACUAUUUUCAAAUAAAUGAACUUUAGAGUAAAAAUUUCAACCAUUUUAUGUACGCAUACAUUAAAGGAAGGGAUGAAUAUUGAAAUGCAUUAAAAACAACCGAGCCAACAAUUAAAUUUCCUUUGGAAUUUUAGAAUAUAUUCAUCUAAUCCUUGUGUACGCUCAAUUUUGAGAGUGACUGUAUAUUGUGUCGACGUUGUGGCAUAAAUUUUGAGAAAUAAUGAGUUUAAGUCGCGCAAAUGAACAUCUAUCCGGCUUUCCACGAACGCUCAUGGAUGCUUGUUUGGGUGAUCCAAAUGAUCCAGUAACUUUAUUAACUGACAGCUGAAUUUGGGUUGGGCAUUUCAAUGUACCAGGACGAGAGAAAAGGCGACCUUAGUCUAUCUAGCCUUAUAGCCAGGGCGAAUAAGUGCAGUGCUAGAAGGAUUCUCGAUCCACGCGGGUUACUGUUAGAGUACUGGAAAAUAUGGAUAGGAACGACGGACACACAUAAGAAUGCUUAUUUUCGAGAAAACAUACACAUGGUAAUAUUACCUACUUCAUCUCUAUUUUACCCCACAAGAUAGUUUUGUUCGUUUUAAAUCUGAAGCAGCAAAAUCUUUUUGUAGUAGCCAGCUAGGAUUAAAAAAACGGCUACGCGUAGACACCUAGAUGAUAAAAAUAGUAAAAAUCAAAUGGAAUUAUUUAUAAGUUAA
This is a messenger RNA of Armigeres subalbatus, 4624 nucleotides long. It is a transcript of the gene Rheb, whose product is annotated as GTP-binding protein Rheb homolog. Gene Ontology annotation, cellular component: plasma membrane. Bases 215 to 763 code for a protein of 182 amino acids. Lineage: Eukaryota; Metazoa; Arthropoda; Insecta; Diptera; Culicidae. Gene Ontology annotation, molecular function: GTPase activity; GTP binding; GDP binding. The record is from RefSeq and is a predicted model, not a curated record. Gene Ontology annotation, biological process: small GTPase-mediated signal transduction. The transcript is spliced from 5 exons.